This is a messenger RNA of Spea bombifrons (plains spadefoot toad), 379 nucleotides long. Its product is annotated as cocaine- and amphetamine-regulated transcript protein-like. The record is from RefSeq and is a predicted model, not a curated record. Lineage: Eukaryota; Metazoa; Chordata; Amphibia; Anura; Pelobatidae. The transcript has 3 exons. Bases 21 to 344 code for a protein of 107 amino acids. Gene Ontology annotation, molecular function: neuropeptide hormone activity. Gene Ontology annotation, biological process: adult feeding behavior; negative regulation of appetite; positive regulation of MAPK cascade.
AGGAACCCAUAAUCAGCACCAUGGCUAGCAGUAGAGUACCUCUAAUCUGCAUCACCCUCGCUCUACUCAUGCUUAUGGUGUGCACUGAGGAGUCAGUGGUUGUCAGGUCUACUGAGAUCUCAGAGAACAACAGCCAGGAAGAGAAAGAACUGAUAGAGGCUUUACAAGAAGUUCUGGAGAAGCUGAAGAGCAAACGAAUACUUCCCUUGGACAAAAAGCUGGGAUGGGUACCAUCGUGUGAUGCUGGUGAGCAGUGUGCAGUGCGGAAAGGGGCACGUAUAGGAAAGCUCUGCAAUUGCCCAAGAGGGACUGUCUGCAACUUCUACAUUCUGAAAUGCUUGUGAAAUAAUUACAGCAAGGAGUUGGAGAAAUAUUGCAA